AUGACAAUAAUCACACACAGCCGUGUAGACGCCCAGGAAAACCAUGUGUCAACGGCGACCCAGACUAAUCAAGCCUCAAUACGCGCGCAAUUUCCUGAGCUUGAAGUCCCGGCUAACUCUCCUCCGCCUAGUGUGACUUCCGUCACCGACACUCUUCCCAAAGGAGGCCGCAAGGGCAAUCGCCCCGAAGAGGAGCUCGGCGGUGUCACCAACAAGGUGGGUGAUGCCCUGCCUAGCACUGGCCUGACCAUGCCCAAUGAAACCAAGGGUGGCUCUGAGGGCAAGGAAGGGCGUCUGAAUAUCAAAAUCCACCUCAGCCUCUACGCGAAGGUCCGUCUGGAUCUCGAUGCCCAGAUCUAUGGUGAUAUUGUGAUCGGUCUGCUUUGA
Molecule: messenger RNA, 387 nt
Organism: Penicillium maclennaniae
Lineage: Eukaryota; Fungi; Ascomycota; Eurotiomycetes; Eurotiales; Aspergillaceae
Exons: 2
Coding region: 1-387 (128 amino acids)
Source: RefSeq, a predicted model, not a curated record